AUGAAAAUGCUACCUGGGAUACUUGCAGCUAUAAUUCAAUGCUUUGAUUGGAAAGUUGUUGGGACACAUUGCAAGAAGAUGCAUAAUGAGAAUAACGUUCUUGAAAUGGAUGAAAAACCGGCAUUCACGACUCUGAGGAAAUAUGAUCUAGCCUUUCUCUCUCUCUCUCUCAAACUCGAGCCUCAGUUCGAAGAAUCGAAUCCCUCGACCCAUUCGAUUUCAUUUCACAUCAAAGCGAUUCGAUUCACAUCAGUCGAUCAAUUGUUGCAGUACUGCUGUUUAUUUGGAUCAUUGCAAACUGAGAUUGACAAGGCUAUCAUUGCAGAAGACCCUAUUUUGAAAUGUAUCACACUUUGGAGGAACUUGAGAGGGAAAAUGCUUUUAAUCAAGGAAUAGAGUCAUCAUUGACCAGUCUCAGCUCUACACAAGCUGAUGCAUAGCAGGCAGUAGCCAACAUCGU
This is a messenger RNA of Rosa chinensis, 460 nucleotides long. RefSeq lists its product as uncharacterized. The coding region runs from base 1 to 396 and encodes 131 amino acids. Lineage: Eukaryota; Viridiplantae; Streptophyta; Magnoliopsida; Rosales; Rosaceae. The record is from RefSeq and is a predicted model, not a curated record. The transcript has 4 exons.